Messenger RNA from Linepithema humile (Argentine ant), 3193 nucleotides. Lineage: Eukaryota; Metazoa; Arthropoda; Insecta; Hymenoptera; Formicidae. The record is from RefSeq and is a predicted model, not a curated record.
UACAAAUCCAUUCAGGUGAUUCUUAACAGGUUUCAAACCUACCUAAGCCAAUUAAUCUUGUGCACACUAUUAAUACGAUGAAUAAAUAAAAUAAAAAUAGUAAUGGACACAUGUCGCACUUCAGGAUAUUAUAAAAAAAUAUGGUAAAAUAUGAUACUUUCUUAAUAUAUGACACGCAGAGAAAUUCAGGUUUAUUUACAAAAUGGUUACACAAUACGACGCUGUGAAAUAAGGCGGCCAUCACGCAAUCGCUGAAGCUUUUGAUAAAAUAUGAGUGAAAUAGAAAAUAGAAACAUUCCAUUGAAAUCUCAAAGCAAGCAUUCCGAUCAACCGUAUUCUACGGAUAUCUGCAACGAAGAUGAUCAUGAUUGGUGGGCAAGCGACAGUGGUUCCAGCACAGGAUCAUAUUACUCGGAUACCGAUAGUUCUGUGGUUGAAUGGGAGGCGGAGAUUAGACCAAACGGAGAAGUAUUCUAUAUAGAAUCUGCAGAAGAAAGUUUGUUGGAGGAUCCCACAACUUUGGACAAGAGUAACAGUCCUCAGCCUGAUUUGACACGUCGUCGUAGCACAAGAGCUGGCAAACUGCUCCGUCUUAUCAGACGCAAGGAAAGUAAGCGAUGGAGCACGAGAAAUAAAAGGAUCAACAAUAGUAUAAUUGGCAAUACACUUGUUCAGGAGAAAGGAGAUGGAAGCGGGAACAAGGAAGUCACAUUUCGAGAUUUCCAGGCAGGAGAAAUGCGAGAAGUCACAUUAUGGGUCGAUCCAGAAAGGAGGCACAAAUUGGGAAGAAGGGCAACCUUGUGCGAAGCGUACUUUGGUAUCACACCAGGUGUAUUCUCGGAUAAAGUGAGAGUUAUGGUAGCAGGAUUUAUACCGGACGGUGAAGCUAUAAAGAACAAAAAUAUAAAAAUUGGAGAUUGGUUGCGGAGUGUGAAUUCAAACGAUGUUACUUCUCAAAAUUUAGAUCAGAUAUUAUCUGAAAUCACGAAGCCAUCAAAUGUAACAUUAGAAUUGCAAAGAGUAGCUGGCGUUGAUGUUACUGCAAAGUUAUCGAGAACAAAUGUGCCAAAAGUAACGAGAUUUUAUCAAUCAAUAUUAGCCCAAUAUUUGGUGAAUAAAGAGAAUAAUAAUCCUUUGAUGGAAUCAUUGUUGGAUUAUUCAUUGGGCGUGAUAUAUUUAAAAACUGCGGAUCUUUCGGAAAUGGGACAGGAGUUUCAAGGUGUAUUGUACACAUUUCCGCGAUCCGAAACUAAAAACGCGUAUUCUUCCUUGUGUACGGCAAGAGGAGCAUUUAUAACUCUUAAUCAUUUGUUGCCCGGUGUAGCAGGCCAGCAACCUGUUAGCACAACUGUUUACAUAGCUGAAGAAGAAAUGCAUGUCGUGUAUACAUCUCGCGAUGAUGAGUUACUUUUGAUAGCUUUACCUGAUAAAUGUUGUACUACUCAGGAGGCUGUCAAAAUUACAGAGGAUAUUGUCAGAACAUUAGAAUUUACUUACCAGUCCUUGACAAAAUGCUUUACUUCUCAGGAAAACCAAUCUUCGUUGGAUCAUCUUUUCACACUGAUUAUGCACAGAUUAGUGACCGUUAAAGAUUCCUGCAAAGAUACUGAUGUUAGAAAAAAUCCGGCGACGCAGCAAAAUAGUGCAGAAAAUACGGAAAAUUAUAAAUUUAGAAGCGCCUUCUCAGUAGCAAGUUUUAUACAGCUGCCGAGAGACGCGCAGAUACAAAUAGAUGCUGCAUUAAGCGAGAUGGAAGCUAUGGAUUACAGAGAUUGGAAUGAGGAUCCCCUGGACUGUCAGAGGUUGUACACCAUUAUAGGCAGCUGCGUUUAUCACAAAUGUCAUCUUUUGGGAUCCCACUUGCCUCACGAAGAUUUGAUAGAUGUGCACUCGUUUCUGAGACACAACGGUCUGCUGAAUCUGGUGAGUCAGGAGCAAGUCAAGUGCCUCGUUCUGUGGAAACAGAUCUAUCCAUCGUCUUGUAAUCAUGGGAACGUCGACGGUGGCGAUAGCGGGCAAUUGUUGAUACCAAAUGGAAAAUGGUUUUUGCUGGUUAUCGGAUACGGUCACGAUUUAUUAGCGGUUCUGUUGGAAUCUGGAGGGUGUACUGCAAAGUAUAAUAACACGAUAGGCCCGGAUGUGUUUUAUGUGGAGGAAGCUCAGGAAACACUGAAGCAUGUGCAAAAAAUAGGAGUCACAACAUUGGCUUCAAAGUGGAUUUCAUCCAAUGCUAGGCCAGAAGUAAUACUGUAUGAGGAGCAAACAACGACAAAGGCCUCGUCCAGUAUAACGGAGAAUUUAUUUGGUUUAAUCAAAUCGUCUGACAUGCAAAACAUACUGCCUAAGCAAACUAUCAAUUCUACUAUUAAUAAAAAGCAAGAGUUACCUUCUAUCUUAAAGAAACGUAAUUCUGAGGAAAGUCCUGUGAUCUCGGGUUCCGUGUAUUCCUUACAAACGUCCGAAGAUUCGCUUAGCCAAGGAACGGGCGGUAUUAGUGAAAUGAGUGACGAGGCGAUGCCUAUUCUCGGAAGACGAGCGACUAGAGAAAAGAUCAAUUCAGCAUCAAGAUAUUCCGACGACAGUGAUUCGGAUAUCGACAUAUAUAAGAAUGAUAGUCAUGUGCUUACAAUGGAUAUAUCUAACAUACGAGAGAAUUUGUUAAAUCAAGCGGAAUACUUGAUACCGAAAAAAUUAACUGCGGGUGAUAAAAAUUACCUCUAUCACUAUAUCCAUCUAGACACGGUGGAAGGAAUUCUAUUAUCGUCAAUACCUAUUCAAAGCAAGGACAAGGAUAAUAAGAUCAUUAUCAAUUUCAACAAAUGCGUGCACGUUAUUCAUAGAUUAUUGCACAAUACAGUGAGAUUUAAAAAGAUGUUGAAUCAAGACAUAGACAAAACCGUGAUCAAUAGAAGCUUAAUCGCUGUUAAAGAACAUGGUGUAUUGUUCGAAUGGGAAAAUACAGCUUUUUGGGUAAUUGGACGUCUCUACACAAAUCCUCAUCCGAAAGAGUUGUAUGUGUGCCAUCAAGACUCUGCGCCUCAAAAUUUGAUCGAAAUAGCUUUUCAGUUACAUUCGUAACCAUAUUAUACAAUAUUAUAUGUUCAUAUAGAAAACAUUGUCAUAUUUUGACAAUUUUUAUUUUGUGAAAAUUAGCUUCUAUGUAUACGCAACGUAAAUAUAUUAAUAUAUUAAU